AUGAUCAAGUUCAUCCUUGUGCAAGAAAGACUCGUCUGUCUAAGUGGUACGCCCCGUAUGAAGAUGACGAGAAGACUACGCGGCGAAGUCCAUCGCUUAAUCGCGCCCCGUGACCAGAAGUACCAAUCGAACUUUGUCGAGUUCCGCAACGACAAGAUUGUUUACCGCCGCUACGCCGGUCUGUUCUUUUGUGUCUGUGUGGACUCAAAUGACAACGAGCUUGCGUAUCUCGAGGCUAUCCACCUGUUUGUCGAGGUUCUCGAUGCGUUCUUCCAGAAUGUGUGUGAGCUCGACCUCGUCUUCUCCUUCUACAAGGUCUACGCCAUUCUCGAUGAGGUCUUCCUCGCGGGCGAGAUCGAGGAGACGUCAAAACAAGUCGUUCUCGACCGUCUCGACUAUCUAGAGAAGCUGGAGUAG
This is a messenger RNA of Trichosporon asahii var. asahii CBS 2479, 417 nucleotides long. Its product is annotated as vesicle-mediated transport-related protein. Gene Ontology annotation, biological process: vesicle-mediated transport; protein transport. Lineage: Eukaryota; Fungi; Basidiomycota; Tremellomycetes; Trichosporonales; Trichosporonaceae. The coding region runs from base 1 to 417 and encodes 138 amino acids. The transcript has 6 exons. Gene Ontology annotation, cellular component: intracellular membrane-bounded organelle. The record is from RefSeq and is a predicted model, not a curated record.